Messenger RNA from Aspergillus alliaceus, 1723 nucleotides. RefSeq names its product putative iron-regulated transporter. The record is from RefSeq and is a predicted model, not a curated record. Lineage: Eukaryota; Fungi; Ascomycota; Eurotiomycetes; Eurotiales; Aspergillaceae. Bases 163 to 1668 code for a protein of 501 amino acids. Gene Ontology annotation, cellular component: membrane. Gene Ontology annotation, biological process: iron ion transmembrane transport. The transcript has 6 exons. Gene Ontology annotation, molecular function: iron ion transmembrane transporter activity.
AAUUAACCCGCCGGUCCGGACCUUCACUGGCUCAGCCCACCGCUUCUUUGGUAUAUUUGAAUCCCUGGAUUGUGCCCUUAGUCGAUGACUCCUGGAUACAACUUUUAAAAAAGAAAAGGAAAGCUAAUCCCAAGAAAAAGAAAGGACAGACCAUCUACUAUAAUGUCUCUCCGGGACUCCAGGGACGAGGCAGAGCCAUUCCUGCCACAACCAUCUUCAUCAGAGGAGCCCCUUGAGGCCCCAACUCGUGCUUCAAAACCUGUACUAGUUAGACUAUAUAUUUCGCACAGUUUGUCUGCAUGGAACUCGCGCAUGUUUGAGUUUGGAGCGGUCUUGUUCCUGGCCUCAAUCUACCAAGGCACUUUGCUAUACGCUUCCGUAUAUGCAAUGGUACGCUCUCUGUCUGCAGUACUGCUGUCGUCCUGGUUGGGCUCAGCGAUGGAUCGUUCGAACCGAGUGAAGGCGAUCCGGCAAUCCAUUAUAUGGCAACGUCUUCCCGUGGCCUUGUCUUGUGCAUGCUUUACUGCGUUGUUAGAUCCACUGGGUCCGCCUUAUAUCUCUCGACUCUUGUUUGCCGCAGUCACCCUACUUGCAUGUUUCGAGAAAUUGGCAUCUACAGCUAAUACUGUAGCCGUGGAAAGAGAUUGGGCCAUCAUCAUAUCGGAUGCUUUAGAAAUCCCGAGGCAAGACUUGAAUGCAUCCAUGAGACGGAUAGAUCUUGUCUGCAAGCUUCUGGCUCCAGUGGUUAUCUCUUUGAUUGAUAGCUUCUCUACCGCAGUUGCGAUUUGGACGACUUUGUGUGUAAACAUCUCGUGCGUUCUGCUAGAAUAUUUUGCAAUUGCACAGGUAUAUCAAUCAGUUCCAGAGCUCGAGCGAGCUCAAGGAGGUGAUGAAAAUGACUUUGAGAAUGAAAGUGGGGAAGGAACUCCCGAUCAUCCAAGCUCUCAAUGCAGCCUAACGUACAAUGUGAUGCAUUAUGUUAAGAGUGCUGUUGCGCCAUGGCGGGAAUAUGUCGCUAGCCCUGUUUUACUGGCGUCGUUUGCCCUAAGCAUACUAUACCUUACUGUUCUUUCAUUUGGUACAACGAUGGUCACUUACUUACUCCAUACUGGCUUCAACCCUUUGCAAGUCAGUGGCAUGAGGAUCGGUGCCGUGGUUGCAGAGCUGUCCGGAACAUGGGCAGCCCCAUUUAUCAUGAAUCGAAUAGGACCAAUUCGAUCCGGACUGUGGUUUUUGAACUGGCAGUUCGGCAGCUUAGCCGCUGCGGUUGCUGCCUUUGCAUUUCUCGACAACAAUUCUCAGCUUGUUGCAGUGAGUCUUAUUGUGGGUGUGGCCUUGAGUCGCAUUGGACUUUGGGGGUUCGAUCUGUCUGUUCAAUUUCUCGUUCAGGAGGGUGUUGGAGAACGUGCGCGUUCCCGCUUUUCAUCCACGGAAAUGGCCCUGCAGAGUGUCUUCGAGCUGAUCUCAUUUGCAACAACCAUCGUCUUCCCUCUUCCAGGGCAGUUCAAGUAUCCUGUGUAUAUCAGCUAUGGGGCAAUCACAGUAGCUGCAAUAUGUUUCGCAGCGUACGUUCGGAAGGAAAGAGGACAUUUGCUGCAUACAUCCAGAUGUCUUGGAGGUGAUAAACUGCGAUGGUUUGGUUGGGAGAUGCCCUCUAACAAUAUAUGAUAUGAUGAUAGAUUCUGUAUGCCUUUAACUGCUUGUGUGAAUAGGCCUGAAAACG